AUGCACUUUCCGGCAAUUUUCACGGCGUGCCUACUUUUGGCCAACCUUUCGACGACAUUCGUGAGCUCGACAAAUGAAAUUGAAGUUGAGGACGAACAUCCGUUUACGUAUGAGGAGAAUACCGAGAAGGGUCCCGAGCAUUGGGGGGACCUCAAUCCAAACUGGCGAGUUUGCGAUACCGGAAACUUUCAAUCUCCGAUCGAUUUACGACACGAAAAAGUCGAGCUCUUGUCGGGGCUCGGGCAAUUGAGGAGAACGUACAAACCGGCCCUGGCUGUAGUCAGAAAUCGAGGACAUGAUAUUAUGGUGCAAUGGAAAGGGGAUGCAGGGGGAAUUAUUAUAAACGAGACACGGUACAACUUAAUCCAAUGCCAUUGGCAUACUCCUUCUGAACACCGUGUUGAUGGGAAAAGCUUUAAUAUGGAGUUGCAUAUGGUUCAUAACAACUCACAAGGACAAAUUGCCGUCGUGGGCAUUUUGUAUGCAUUGGGCCGUCCAGAUACGUUUCUCACGAAGCUUUUAUCAAAUAUAACAUCACUUAAUGAUGAGGAGGGAAAUGAAUUGGGUGUUGUUAAUCCAUGGGAAAUCAAGUUUGGAAGUAGAAAAUACUACAGAUACAUUGGUUCUCUUACAGUCCCACCAUGCACUGAAGGUGUUAUUUGGACACUGCUUACAAAGGUGAGGACAGUGUCAAGGGAGCAACUAAGGGCAUUGAGAGAUGCUGUCGAUGAUGGUUUUGAGGAGAAUGCAAGACCAACUCAGAGUUUGGAUGGAAGAUCUGUGUACAUGUAUCACCCUGAGCUUUGA
Messenger RNA from Striga hermonthica, 807 nucleotides. Lineage: Eukaryota; Viridiplantae; Streptophyta; Magnoliopsida; Lamiales; Orobanchaceae. The record is from the annotation of a GenBank genome assembly.